Tarenaya hassleriana is the source of this 1877-nucleotide messenger RNA. RefSeq names its product protein NRT1/ PTR FAMILY 2.11-like. Gene Ontology annotation, biological process: transmembrane transport. Gene Ontology annotation, cellular component: plasma membrane. The transcript has 4 exons. The record is from RefSeq and is a predicted model, not a curated record. The coding region runs from base 1 to 1791 and encodes 596 amino acids. Lineage: Eukaryota; Viridiplantae; Streptophyta; Magnoliopsida; Brassicales; Cleomaceae. Gene Ontology annotation, molecular function: transmembrane transporter activity.
AUGAAGAUCGUGUCUGAUCAUAUGGAGAGAGAAAACCUCGAGGUCGAAACUAUUCAAAGACCCUCCGCCGGAAAUGGCGGCUUUGCGGCGCAGGAGGCGAAGGUCGUCGUUUACAGAGGAUGGAAAGUCAUGCCUUAUAUUAUCGGGAACGAAACAUUCGAGAAGCUGGGGAUCAUAGGGACAAUGUCGAACCUUCUGGUGUACCUCACUUCGGUCUUCAACUUGCAGAGCGUUACAGCUGCAGCCAUCAUCAAUGCCUUCAGUGGAACCAUCAACUUCGGCACUUUCGUCGCCGCUUUUCUCUGCGACACUUACUUCGGCCGCCACAAGACCCUUACUUUCGCCAUCAUCGCCUGUUUUCUCGGAGCACUGGUGAUGGAACUAACCGCAGCGAUCCCACAACUUCACCCAGUUCCUUGUGGAACAAAGCAGGGGAUCGAGUGUGAAGGGCCAAAUGUCGGGCAAAUUGCGUUUCUGGUAAUGGGUCUGGGACUCCUCGUAGUAGGGGCUGGCGGCAUCAGACCGUGCAACUUAGCGUUUGGAGCUGAUCAGUUUAACCCGGAAACCGAGUCUGGGAAAAAGGGGAUCGACAGUUUCUUCAACUGGUACUUCUUCACCUUCACCUUCGCUCAGAUCGUGUCGUUGACGUUGAUUGUGUACAUACAGUCCAACGUCAGCUGGACGAUUGGUUUGGCCAUCCCGGCUGGUCUCAUGUUCGUGGGUUGCCUCAUUUUCUUCGCGGGUGACAAAUUGUACGUGAAAGUGAAAGCCUCGGGUUCUCCCUUAGGUAGUGUAGCUCAAGUUAUAGUUGUCGCUAUCAAGAAGCGAGGACUCAAGCCGGUGAAUGAGCCUUGGCUUGAUCUCCACAACUACAUCCCACCAAAAUAUGCAAACUCGAGGCUUGGAUACACUGACCAGUUCAAGUUCUUUGAUAAAGCGGCGAUCUUGACCCCCGAGGAUAACUUAAACCCCGACGGAUCACCGGCCGAGCCAUGGAAACUGGCUACCAUGCAGCAAGUUGAAGAAGUGAAAUGCAUUCUGAGAGUGCUCCCCAUCUGGUUUUCAGCUGCGAUUUACUACCUGCCCAUAGCCCAACAGAUGACAUACCCAGUCUUCCAGGCUCUACAGAGCGACCGACGCCUCGGUUUCGGGAAAUUCGAGAUCCCAGCAGCCACGUACGUCGUGUUCUUGAUGGCAGGAAUGACGGCUUUCAUCGUCAUUUACGACACUUUACUCGUGCCUCUCCUAAAGAAGAAAACCGGGAAGAAAACCGGUAUAACACUCUUACAAAGGAUGGGGAUUGGAAUGGCCUUUUCGGUAGCGAGUAUGGCGAUUGCGGGGAUCGUGGAAGGACAGAGGAGAACCGUAGCCCUGACGAGACCAACGCUCGGGAUCGACCCCCGGAGGGGGGCAAUCUCCUCCUUCUCGGGCUUAUGGCUGAUGCCACAGCUCAUACUGGCGGGGAUAGCCGAGGCUUUGACGGCCGUUGGGCAGAUGGAGUUCUACUACAAGGAGUUCCCCGAAAACAUGAGGAGCUUUGCGGGUUCUAUCUUCUACGUCGGCACAGGAAUCUCGAGCUACUUGGGCAGUUUCUUGAUAUCGAUUGUCCAUAAAACGACGAUGCAUUCGCCGACGGGAAACUGGUUGGCCGAAGAUCUGAACAAGGGAAGGUUGGAUUACUUCUAUUACAUGAUAACGGGGAUUUCCGUUGUGAACUUUGUAUACUUCUUGGUUAUGGCCAAAUGGUACAGGUACAAAGACAUUGAUGACGAGACGCAGAACGCUGCAUGAUGAGUCUUAUAUUCGUUUUCCAUCUUUCUUUCUGCAUUUUUUUUGGGUGCAAGUCACGGAGGAAUUAAUGAAGCAUACAUAAUAGG